GCUUUUCUCUUUGUUCCAAUGGACGAUUAUAAAUAAGGAACAUCAUCAGAACAAUCUAUAAUUAAAUUUGAAUAGUUAUGUAAAUACAUGUGAGUUGAAUUAGAUCUCGUAGGCGAGCUUUGACAGCUAGUUGUCGAUCAGUGGUGGUACUGUUAUACAGCCUACUGAGCACAUCCCACGUCUGAAAGAAUGUUAUCGUUCCUGCCGGAGAUAAAGACUUGUCUGAUAACAGCCUCACGAGCCUACCAGCAGAGCAGCUCAGUUUGUUUGACAACUUGCUUGUCAUGAAUCUUAGUGGGAAUACUGAUCUUGACCUUUCUUUACUCAACUUCACCAACAUGUUCCCUCGCCUAACGGUCUUAGAUGUCAGCGGUAUUCCCAAUUGGCUUAACAGCAGUCACGUGAAGGAGACACUGGGCAUGCUCCAAGUGAUUAGAGGUACUCCGCUGGAUGGGCAGUGCCUGCGCUGCUUCUUGAAGAAGAAUUCCAACACGUUGAACAUUUCUCUUGCAGCUGGACCUUGGAUGAAUGCAGAACCAAUGAAGCCACCGCUUCAAAAGUAUUCAGGUUGCUAUGGAAACAUCCUUUAUUUCAAAGAUCAGUAUUAUCUCAAUUUUCAACGUCUUGGUUACGAUAUAAGCUGCCAGAGCGUUGACUUCAGGUGUUUUAACGGCUACAGCAAGCUUUCUUUCUUUCACAAUUACAACGUAGAGCCUUUGAACAGAUGCUGGGACCAAAUGAACCAAAGUUCUGGAUUUCUGUUCGUCUUAGCAACCGUUGCUAUCACACUGAACUUGACCGUAGUCAUAGCAACGGUGCGUAGUAAGGUCCUUCGUGACAACGUUGCUCAGUUUUUGGUAUCCAACGUUGCCAUGGGUGACAUGUUCAUGUCAUUCUAUCUUCUCCUCAUAACAACCACCAGGGCGAGUGUUACGUACAGAGAGAUGAUGGACCUUCUCCGUACACCUUUCUGUUACUUUGUUGGGUUUGUGAACGUCAUGUCUCAAGGAAUCAGCGCUUUUUCUUCCUUCGUUGUCUCCGUCGAGAGAUAUCUUGCAGUCGUAUAUUGUAUGGACCCAAACAUUCGCAUCUUUCCACACGUGGCCAAGUGUUGCCUUGCCAUUGUUGUUUUCAUAUCUUUUGUGUUUUCAAUCUUGCCCUUCACCGUCCUCAGUAGCGUCUAUGUGCCUGAUUCACACUGCACCCCUGUAUCGGAGCCUACAAGUGGUGCCAUAGAGUACAUGACCAUCCCAGGUGGCCUGGUGAUGAUCGCGUACUUCUUGACUUUGCCAAUGUACACUCACAUGUACAUAUCAGUUCGCUCGUCCAGUCAAGUAGUAGGAAUCCAAAGAGAAGGACGAGUAGCUAGAAAAAUUGCUUUGAUAGUCUUCAGCAACAUGGCUUUCUUCUUACUUCCGUUACUUUUCCUAACACUUGUGAACUAUACCGCUCUGGGAGACAUUUUUACCAUGAUGGAAAAAGGAAUCUUUUGGAAGACAUUUAUGUAUUAUUCGUUUGCAACCAACGCUUGCUUGAAUCCCAUACUCUUUGCGUUUAGGAAUGAAAAGUUUCGACAAGAGUUGAAACGACAGCUGCAUCUUACCCCUAUCACUAGGGUGGGGUUGGUACAACCUCCCAGUCACAUCACCGAAAAAACAAGUAAGGGGCAUCAAAAUAAAAGCAAAACCACUAGAGUUGUUGAGUAGAUGAAGUCAUUGACGACUCUUUAAAGAUUCGCAAAAGAAAAAAAAAACUUCUCAUCGGAAUAUCCAGAAAAAACUUUAACAACGACAUUGUCUAUUAGAACCUUGAAAAUUAUUUCAGUAAAGUUUCAGCCGAAUUAAAUUUCGGACGAUUUUCGUCCAAGUCGACAGAAAUGAAGAAGAAAAACCAAAGUGAGUUUGAAAUACGAAGAGCCGGAGCCUCGACUAAUAUUGUUUUGUGAAGAAUGCAAUGUUUGUCCGAAUCUUUAAGCUAUUUUAGAAUCAGUGCGCUGCGCUAUUACAUACUUGUCUACCACAGGUAUCCCAGUAAUAAAGAUCGACGACAAGUCAUUAUCAAAGUAUGGCGACUUUUUAAUAUAUUUGAAAUUUUUUGUUUAACAUAAAACAGCGAUAAAACAAUUUGAACGAAAAACGGCAUAAAACAGUCCUAAUAUAUAUACACAACAUGUAAAUGAGCCAAGAAUAUUGAAACUGCACCUUGAAAAGCUUCAUUAUUUCAGACUACGUGUCAUUCCCUUAAUAACAGUAACACCGAUAUUUUGUAGCAACAUAUAAAGAUAUAAUAUUCAAGGGGUAUGGCACGUGGUCUGAAACUACAUGUUACGCCCAGACUAGAUCUACAUACACUAACCAUGGUCGGUAAAAUGAUUUUUUUUAAAAAUAAAUGUGCUGUUCUUUCUCAGUGUAUAAAUACCAAUAACCACCUAUAUAUAUAUAUAUAUAUAUACAC
Molecule: messenger RNA, 2454 nt
Organism: Actinia tenebrosa (Australian red waratah sea anemone)
Lineage: Eukaryota; Metazoa; Cnidaria; Anthozoa; Actiniaria; Actiniidae
Product: putative glycoprotein hormone G protein-coupled receptor
Biological process (GO): hormone-mediated signaling pathway; adenylate cyclase-activating G protein-coupled receptor signaling pathway; activation of adenylate cyclase activity
Cellular component (GO): plasma membrane
Molecular function (GO): G protein-coupled peptide receptor activity
Source: RefSeq, a predicted model, not a curated record